AUUAUGGAGCGAAAACGGCCUGGAGCAUCAAAAGACAAAUUGCGGUGGAUCGCUUUCAUUGUUGUAGUUAUUCUAGUGUGGAGCAGCGCUUCGGCGCAGAUCAGAUAUUCCAUUGCCGAGGGAGUCAAUGAAGGAACUGCUGUUGGAAAUAUAGCGAAGGAUUUGGGAUUGGAGAAGAAUACAUUGAAAGAGAGAGGAUGUCGCAUUGUUGAGGGUUCAUCGGAGUCGUUUUUUCACGUUGACCAAAACGAUGGAAUAUUAUAUGUUGACCGUAUUAUUGACAGAGAGAAGGUUUGUGAGAGAAACAUUGCGUGUUUGAUCAACCUAAAAACAGUGCUUGAAAACCCUCUUGAAAUUCACUAUGUGACUGUGGAGAUUCAGGAUGUGAACGAUCAUGCUCCUAGCUUUUCAGUUAAACAGUACCGUCUCGAAAUUUCGGAGUCAGUUUUACCAGGUUUGCGCCUCCAGCUGCAGGCAGCGCAUGACCCCGAUGUUGGUCAGUUUUCUGUCCAAGAGUAUAAGCUCAGUCCCAAUAAUCACUUUCGAUUAGAAGUUAAAGAUCGCGGAAAAGAGGGAAAAAUACCCAUUUUAGUCUUACUCAAGACGCUGGACAGGGAAACAAAGAAAAUUCACAAGCUACUUCUUUCAGCUAUUGAUGGAGGGAAGCCAAGUAAAUCUGGAACAGCUGAAAUAUUUAUUGAUGUGUUGGACGUUAAUGAUAAUAUGCCAGUUUUCAAUGAAGACACGUACUCGGUACUUGUGAACGAAAACACUCCCACCGGUACAACAAUAGUAAAAGUAAAUGCUUCUGACUUAGACGAGGGAUCAAAUGGUGAGCUUAUCUAUUCUUUAGGUAGCAAUGUAAACCACAGGAUACGCGAACUAUUUCGUGUUGAUCCAAACACCGGUGAAAUUAUUAUUCAAGAUGUGCUAGAUUUCGAAUCAGAGGAAAGUUAUGAAAUUGAUAUACAAGCGUCUGAUAAAGGCUCGGCUCCGUUAAGGACAGACAAAAGUGUGUUGGUGAAGAUUGUUGAUUUGAAUGAUAAUGCCCCUCAGAUAGAGGUCACUUCGUUUUCAAAGGCAUUACCCGAGGAUGCAAGACUGGGAACUACUGUGGCAUUAAUCAGUGUUAUCGAUAAAGACUCUGGUCUUAACGGGAAAGUAAUUUGCUCAUUUAAUGAAGAAGUCCCUUUCAAACUGUCACCUUCAACACACGACAACAUGUAUUCCAUAAUUACAAAAUCGCCCCUGGAUAGAGAAAAGCAGGCCAUAUAUGAUGUAACAAUAGUUGCAAAAGAUGCAGGCACACCCUCGCUGACUUCUGUAAAAAGCAUUACUAUUAUUGUAUCGGAUGUGAAUGAUAACAGGCCGGAGUUUUCGGCGAACCCUUACACUUUUUAUGUUACUGAGAACAAUUUACCAGGAGUUUCACUGUUUUCUGUGAGGGCAUCAGACCACGACGAGGGUGAAAAUUCCCAUAUUUCAUAUCAUAUCCUGAGAGACGAAAAAGAGAAUAGUAAACUUUCUUCAUACAGUCUUAAUAUCAAUUCUGAUAAUGGGGAGAUUUUAGCGCUGAAAAGUUUUGACUUUGAAUCGCUGAAAACUUUCCAGUUCCAAGUUGUUGCCUCAGAUUCUGGAACUCCGCCACUAAGCAACAACGUCACAGUCAACGUCUUCAUCCUGGAUCAGAACGACAACGCUCCAGUCAUCCUGUAUCCACUCAGCUCCAACGGCUCUGCUCAAGGUGUGGAGGAGAUUCCCCGAAACGUCAACGCAGGACACUUGGUGACUAAAGUCAGAGCCUAUGACGCUGAUAUAGGAUAUAACGGCUGGUUGCUCUUUUCACUGCAGGAAGUGACUGACCACAGUCUCUUUGCUUUGGACCGCUAUACAGGACAGAUCAGAACACUUCGCUCAUUCACAGAGACUGACGAGGCUGAGCAUAAACUGGUAAUACUGGUCAAAGACAACGGCAACGUUUCUCUCUCAGCAACAGCUACUGUGAUAGUCAAACUUGUGGAGCCCAAAGAGGCUUUUGCAGCUUCUGAUGUUAAAAGUGCAGCAAAAGAUGAUGAGGACAGUAAUGUCAUAUUUUACCUCAUGAUAACUUUGGGCGCAGUUUCUGUGCUUUUUCUCAUAAGUAUCAUCGUGCUGAUUGCAAUGCAGUGCUCCAAAUCCACAGACGAUACUUCUAAGUAUUUACAAAAGGCAGAUUAUGACGGGACACUGUGUCACAGCAUCCAGUACAGAUCAGGAGACAGGAAGUACAUGCUAGUUGGACCCAGAAUGAGUAUAGGAUCUACUAUAGUUUCGGGCAGCCAUGCAAAUACAUUGGUGAUGCCAGACAGAAGACGCCCACCUGAAGAGAAUUUCGACAAUGACCUCAAACACGUCUGUUUAGUGAUGCAGUAG
This is a messenger RNA of Oreochromis aureus, 2412 nucleotides long. RefSeq names its product protocadherin alpha-8-like. Gene Ontology annotation, molecular function: calcium ion binding. The record is from RefSeq and is a predicted model, not a curated record. The coding region runs from base 4 to 2412 and encodes 802 amino acids. The transcript is spliced from 2 exons. Gene Ontology annotation, cellular component: plasma membrane. Lineage: Eukaryota; Metazoa; Chordata; Actinopteri; Cichliformes; Cichlidae. Gene Ontology annotation, biological process: homophilic cell-cell adhesion.